Messenger RNA from Cotesia congregata, 1086 nucleotides. NCBI's taxonomy places the organism in Eukaryota, Metazoa, Arthropoda, Insecta, Hymenoptera, Braconidae. The record is from the annotation of a GenBank genome assembly.
AUGCUGAUCAAUCUCGUACGUGAUUCCGUGUUGCAGUGCUUCUGCCACAGCUGCAAGGCGCCUCUGAGCGUUGUAGCUGGUCACAAAAAAAGCAAACUACCGACGAAGAAACCAAGCGGAAAAGGAAAAGCACGUACUAAACAACCAAAGAAAGUUAAAUUUAUUACUACUGAAAUCCGGUGUCAAGAGCAAUCAAAGGGUGGAUUAUGUUACGAAGUAAUUUUGGCUGAGCCAACUGGUGCUAAGCGUGCACCAUCACCGCAACGUUCCCAGCCAUCGCCAACUCAACAGUCGGCUAUCGAGGAGAAGUUGAAAGCUGCUGAAGAGAGAAGACUCUCUUUAGAAGCUCACAAAUUGGCUAGCUUGGCAGCACAGCUGAGCAAGAUAGAAGAAACUGCGCGUAAGAAGGAUGAAAUUACUGCAGCGUUCAUGACUGCUACUCGUGAGUCACUUGAUGCUAAGAUGAACAGCUCUGAAGAGAAACGUGAAGCUCAUAUGAGCGAACUCAAGAGCAAGCUAAAAGAACAUCUGGAGACAGUUGAAAAGACCCGUUUGAAUCUGGAGCAGCAGACUAGAGAAGUGCGAGCUGCAGUUGAAGAAAAACUCAAGACUGCUGCUGCACAGCGUGAUGAAAAUAUUAAAAAAAUGCUUGAUCGUCUUAAGGAGCACGAGGACCAAGUUAUUAGAGUUAGACAAGGGAUGACUGAGCGAGCUCAAAAUUUGGAGACUCAAAUUCAGGGUAAGCUAGAUCAAGCUCGCGAACGUCGUGAGAUUCGAGAGCGAGAGCAAAAGGAGAAACUUCGCAAUCACAAUACGGUGAAGCUAGCGAGAGUACGCGAAACCGCAGACGUUAUUGCCAUGAGGGAGCUUGAGGCGAAAAAACGUGAAAUUGACAUGAAGGUCUCGAUCGCGGAAGAAAAUCGACAGCGCGAGAUUCAACGUCGACUUCAAGCUAUUCGCCAACAUGAGAGGCGCGCAGAGCUGGUCAGACAAAACAAGCAAAACAAAACCAAUGGGGCGGAUCAAGAAAAAAAAUCAGAUGAGAGUGCCUUAAACAUUAAUAAUGAAACUGCUAGCUCUGGUUAA